Photinus pyralis (common eastern firefly) is the source of this 1806-nucleotide messenger RNA. Its product is annotated as probable cytochrome P450 6a13. The record is from RefSeq and is a predicted model, not a curated record. Lineage: Eukaryota; Metazoa; Arthropoda; Insecta; Coleoptera; Lampyridae. Gene Ontology annotation, molecular function: oxidoreductase activity, acting on paired donors, with incorporation or reduction of molecular oxygen; monooxygenase activity; heme binding. The transcript has 7 exons. Bases 153 to 1622 code for a protein of 489 amino acids.
AUACGAUACGUAUAAUUCCAAGGUUGUCGUUAUCAUGAGUGUGUUCAUCGCAGAUAACUUUAUUUACAGAUACUUGAAACAAUCAAUCUUUUUAAUGUGUAUUUCAGAAAGUGUACCGUGGUAACUGCACACUGCACUGUACCCAUACCAAGAUGAUUUUGUUGUUCUCAAUUAUCCUAUCUACACUACUAUUGCUUUUGUAUUUUCUACGACAAAAGUACGCAUAUUGGAAAAAUCAGGAAGUACCGUUCCCUAAAACAACUUUACUAUUUGGAAAUAUUGGAGAGGUUCUUUUUUUGCGUACUACACUUUCAGAAUUUUUCGAUCGUCUUUAUAGGACCUAUGAAGACUAUUCUUACGUCGGAUUUUACAACUUCCUGACACCGGCAGUAGUCAUUCGAGAUCCUCAGAUUAUAAGCGAAGUUCUUAUUCAGAACUUUGAAAGUUUCCACGAUGUGUUUAUAAGAACACCGGACGAUAUUGCCAAAAUAAAUCCGUUUUUCGUCGAAGGCGACAGAUGGAAGGAAAUGAGAAAGGAAAUUGCUCCUCAUUUGUCGAGCCUAAAAAUCAGAGAAAUGAGACCGCACAUAGAAACAGGUUGUCGUCUCAUGAUAAAAUAUAUUGAAAAUUUAAAUGGUGAUAAUGUAGAUGCUGAAGAUAUUACCUGCAGGUUUACUGGAAAUAACGUAAUGGCUUGUGCGUACGGUCUUGAAGGGAGGUGUUUUGAGGAAGAGUAUCCGCUCAUUUUGAAAAUAAGGGACGAUAUGACUAUACAUAAUCCAACGAUAGCAGCGAUAAACAGCACCAUUGGAAUUUUAUUGCCCAAUAUAGCCAACCUGCUUAACAUGUCAUAUUUGGGUAAACACUUUAGCCAACAAUUUCGAGACAUGAUUUCAGAAGCUAUAAAGACAAGGGAAAAUGUAUACAACUCGGAUUACUUAAAUUUCCUCAAAGAAGCAAAGGAAAAAUAUCAAGAUCUCACCCAUUUUGGUUAUGCGGCCAUGUUUUACUUAGACGCGUUUGCUACAAGUGCUCUUGCUUUUGCGUACGCAUUAUUAGAAUUAUCAUUAAAUCCUGAGGUUCAGUUAAAGGCUCAGAAGCAAAUAGACCAUGUUUCUGAAAAAUAUAAAACAAUCUACUCCGAAGAAGCUCAAAAGGAAGUCGACUAUAUUGACAACAUAAUUUUAGAAACCAUUAGAAUGCAUACUAUUACAAAAUUUUUGAAUCGGCAGUGUACAAAAGAUAUUCAUUUAUCUCCACCAAAGCAUCCUGGUGCAAGAGUUCUCAUUAAGAAAGGCACUCAAGUUUUUAUACCGUCGUACGCAAUACACCAUGACAGCAUGUAUUAUGAGCACCCCUCUCGAUUUAAUCCCGACCGUUUUAGUUUGGAGCAACUAAAUUCUCGCCCGAAAGCGUGUUAUUUGGGCUUCGGCGAUGGACCAAGAGUUUGCAUAGGGCGAAAGUUUGGGGUAACGCAAAUAAAGAUGGGAUUAACUGCAAUAUUGUCAAAAUUUGAACUUCAUUUAGAUGAGAAAACCAUUUUGCCAGUAGGCGAAGGUACGGAUCAUCUAAGUAAAACUCCUAAAGAGAAAAUAUGGAUCAAAUUUUGUCCAAGAAAGUAAAUACAUGGCGUGAAGAUGCAGACUGUUUGCUUAAAAAGCAAAAGACGCAAAUAGAGCGGAAGUCCUAACUACAUAUAUACCUAAGGAAAUGCAUGGGAAAUAUGAGCAUAUGUCCUUUAUUAGUAUAAUAUAGUGUAAUAUCACAUUAAACAAAAUAAAGGUUUAUAAAUGUAAUAUACCACUA